This is a messenger RNA of Patella vulgata (common limpet), 2114 nucleotides long. Its product is annotated as glycerol 3-phosphate dehydrogenase. Bases 57 to 1292 code for a protein of 411 amino acids. Gene Ontology annotation, molecular function: oxidoreductase activity. Lineage: Eukaryota; Metazoa; Mollusca; Gastropoda; Patellidae. The transcript has 7 exons. The record is from RefSeq and is a predicted model, not a curated record.
CGUGCACAUAGAAUCCUAGCUUAAUGCAAAGAUAAAGGACAUGUGAUACCAUAACAAUGGCGGAUGACCUUGAUGUUAUUAUAAUAGGUGGUGGAGUUGUUGGCUGUGCUACUUUGUUUGAGCUUACAAACUGUGGCUAUAAAUGUCUUCUGUUGGACAAAAAUAAAGAUGUGUUGUCGGAGGCAAGCUCAGGAAACAGUGGGAUGUUACAUACUGGAUUUGAUGCCGAGUUAAAUAGUGUAGAAUCAUACUGCAUCAAGAUCUGUCAGGAGAAAGUAUUUUCACUGUUAAAAAACCUAGGAUUACCAUAUAAACAGAUUGGUGCUACAAUGGUAGCUUGGACACAACAACAGAAGGUUAAAUUAGAUAGAGUGUAUAAAGGUUCCAUAGAAAAGGGAAUUGAUGAUGUCUUCCAACUCUCAGCUAGUGAUGUAUAUCAACGUGAAGGCCAUCUUCAUUCUGGUCUGGUUGGUGGUUUAUGGAUUCCGAAAGAAACAGUUCUUGAUCCUUGGUUGUUCCCACUGUCAUUAUUACAACAUUCUAUUGAAGGAAUUGGAAUGGUUAAAACCGGAUGCGAAAUGUUUGGGUUUUCACAUCUAUACCACAACAGUUGUGAAUUGCAGACAUCUCAUGGACCAAUCACUGCCAAAGCCGUUGUUAAUUGUUCUGGUCUUCAUGGUGAUUUAGUGGAUAAAAUGGCGGGUUGUCAAUCAUUUAGGAUAUAUCCAAGAAAAGGACAAUUUACAGUCUACGGUAAAAACACAGCACAUUUGGUUAAUUCAAGCAUAUUGCCAGUACCUACUGAAAAAACAAAGGGUGUUAUCGUUUUUAAAACCGUUUAUGGUAACAUAAUAGUAGGACCAACGGCAGAAGAUACAGAAAGUAGAUCGGUUCCUCCUGACAUUGAUAGUGUUAUAACAAGCAGACUUUUCACACAUACCAAGAAAACAGUCCCCGGGUUAAGCCAAUAUUUUCCUUUAGGACACUAUACAGGAUUAAGACCAGCUACGCAAUAUAAAGAUUAUCAGAUUAAAGCGUAUAGAGACAGGAACUGGAUAAGUGUUGGUGGUAUCAGAUCAACUGGAUUAUCAGGAUGUCUUGGAAUAGCUAGUAUGGUGAACACUGAACUAUGUCACAGUUUGAACAUUGAACCAUCUUACGGUCCUGUCAAAUCUAUUGACCCGAUGGAAUGGUCUUUUAAAGGCAACAACUCGGUUCAAAUGAAUCAAAAUGUAUACGAUUUCACCCAUCCGAUAACAAAGUUUGGCACUCAAUACCGCUCAGGGCUGUAAUAUUUUUAAAAUGUUAUACUAUAGCCCCUAUGAAUGAUUGAAUGAAUAUUUCUUUUGAAACAGAAUAACUUUAUUUUUUUAACGCCCAUAUGUUAAUGUGGUCGUAUAUUGUCGUCGCCCCUGUCCGUCCGUCAGUCCGUCUACACUUACUUGUACCAAUUUGAUUUGAUUCUGGAAUAAGUGGUAGUGGUGUAAAGAUGGCGUUUCCGCAAAAGCAGUUUCAGAGUUAUCCCCCUGACUAAUAGGAUUCGUUGAUAAACGUAGCCUACAUUGGCCUAGCCUAGGCUACUCGCAAUCAAUCCACAGGUUAAUUCUUUACAUUAUUUUGUUUAAGUUAUCACUAAUAUCAGGUGAAGUUAGAUGUAGUGUAUGUAAAAAUAGUUCAGUGUUGGUACCCCUUACUGAUACAGUUGCCAAUAAGCGGAACGGUUCGCACUCGCUCGAAGCAGCGGUGGCUCGGUGAGUAAGACGUUGGCUCGCUCACCCGGAGGUCCUGUUUUCGAUCCCGGUGUUGGCCUAGAAAUUUCAUCGGGGUGUUCAGGUGUGAUUCCCCCUUGUCAGUGUUGUAGGACUGAGAGCAUAGCAAGGGACAACGUAUUGUUCGGAUGAGACGAAAAAAAACCGAGGUCGCGUGUUCAUAUUCUUAUCUAGUGAAACCCCAUUUCAUUUCAUUGCAUACUCGCUUCACAUUGUUUUUUUUUCUUUUAUCGUCAAUUUUCAACAAUAGUUAUAUUAGUAUUGGGCUAAAGAUAUCACACAAAAAUCCAACUUACCAAUACUUUAAUUGUUCAUAAAUGAUGUUUUUUAAUGGUAAAUCUUGUC